GUAAAUUUGCAGUUUACAAAAUGAAAGUGUCUACCCUCUCAACCCCCAAAUGUUGAUCUAUGUUAAACGCAUAGGAAGUUAAUCUUCAGUUAUUCUCGUUUGGAUGUUUACGCUUUCAUCAGCAAAUUCUCUCGAUUCAAUCGUCCAAUUUCACCAUUCUUCCUCUAAUAAUUUCGGAUUCAACCGUUGUUUAAUCGCCACAAGACCGUAGGUUCUUUCACUCAGGAAUAUGAACCGUAAUGCGAUCAUAAGCACCUAAAGCAGGGUUCAUCAUGAGAUAAUGGACUCAUCUGCUGGUAGAUUGAGGAAUACGUCGGUGUUGGUUACUACACUUGAUUCCAGUGAAGUAUAUAUUAUUAUUAGCCUGUGUUCUAGGACCGACACUCAAGUCAUUUACAUUGAUCCAACAAGUGGGUCCCUUCAACAUGACAAAAAGCUAGGAUACGACGUUUUCCACACCCAAGAUGAAGCACUAAAUUAUAUUACCGAUGGUUCAAAGUUAGUUUGUAAGAGUACAGUUCAUGCAAAAGCUAUACUGGGUUAUGUUGUACUUGGGAGCACUGCAUUGCUGCUUGUUGCAACAAAGUUAGACGCUAGCAUUCCGUAUUUGCCAGGUGGAGGGUGUGUAUACACCAUUAGUGAGAGUAAAUGGAUCAAAAUUAUGCUUCAAAACCCUCAACCGCAAGGGAAAGGAGAGGUGAAGAAUAUUCAAGAAUUAACGGAACUUGAGAUUGACGGAAAACAUUAUUUUUGUGAGACGAGAGAUAUUACCCGCCCGUUCCCUAGUCGGUUUUCGUUACGGAAUCCCGAUGAUGAAUUUGUUUGGAAUGGAUGGCUCUCGUUUGCUUUUAGAAGGAUUGGGCUGGAGCAUCACUGUGUCGUUUUGCUGCAGGGAUUUGCAGACUAUCGAACAUUUGGAAGCUCAGGCCAGCAAGAAGGAAACGUUGCUCUUAUAGCUCGUCGUAGUAGGUUGCAUCCCGGCACUCGUUACUUAGCAAGAGGCCUAAAUUCUUGUUACAGUACAGGAAAUGAAAUCGAGUGUGAGCAACUUGUAUGGGUUCCAAAAAGAUCUGGUGAAAACGUGCCUUUCAACAUGUACAUAUGGAGACGAGGCACUAUUCCUAUAUGGUGGGGUGCGGAACUAAAGAUGACCGCUGCGGAAGCAGCGAUUUACGUUUCCGAUCGUGAUCCGUAUAAAGGAAGUGCACGGUAUUACCAAAGAUUAACCAAAAGAUACGAUACACGAAACUUAGCUGUACCCGGCGCAAAUCAAAAUAAAAGCGGUUUAGUUCCUAUUGUUUGUGUCAAUUUGCUUAGAAACGGAGAAGGGAAAUCCGAAUCCAUUUUAGUUCAACAUUUUGAGGAAUCAUUGAAUUAUAUCCGGUCAACCGGUCAACUUCCUGACACUCGGUUUCACUUGAUACAUUACGAUUGGCAUACAAGUAACCGAUUGAAAGGCGAACAACAAACCAUCGAAGGACUUUGGUACCAUCUAAAAGCUCCCACAAUAUCAAUAGGCAUUUCCGAAGGUGAUUAUCAACAUUCCCGUAUGCAAAUAGACGAUUGCGAAGGUGAAAAAAUAUAUAACGAUGACAUCACCGGUUUCUUCUGCUUACGUGUACUUCAAAACGGAGUGAUCCGGUACAACUGUGCGGAUUCGUUAGAUCGUACAAACGCUGCUAGUUAUUUUGGUGCACUUCAAGUUUUCACAGAACAAUGUAGACGGCUCGGGAUAUUUCUCGAUAAUGAUGUGGCGUACGAUCAGAGUACUCGGAAACAUUCAUUCUCUGACAAGCCUUGGAAGCGUUUUGAUAUGACGUUUGAGGAAUUCAAACGGUCGACUAUUUUAUCGCCAAUAUGUGAUUUGGCUGACCUUUUUCUGAUUGCUGGUGAUAUCCAUGCGACACUGUACACCGGAUCGAAAGCGAUGCAUAGUCAUAUUCUUAGCAUAUUUGGUGAGGAAGCGGCAAAGGCCAAACAAUUCUCUGUGGCGCAAAAUAUGAAAAUAACCCUGCAGAGAAGAUAUAACAACGCGGUUAUAGAUAGCUCUCGUCAGAAGCAGUUAGAAAUGUUCCUUGGGCUAAGGCUUUUCAAGCAUCUCCCGUCAGUAUCAAUUCAGCCUUUGCAUGUGCUUAGUAGACGAUUUAGCUUCCUUCUUAAGCCGAUAGCCAGCAUUGACCAGGACCCUGAAGAUGGAGAUAAUCUUCUUAGCUUUAAGCAAAAAAACCUCAUAUGGAUAUCCCAACAGGCGUCGGACAUAAUACAGCUUUUUAUCUACCUUGGAGAGCCUUGUCAUGUUUGUCAACUUCUUCUCACAGUAUCACAUGGUGCAGACGAUUCAACAUAUCCAUCAACAGUUGAUGUGAGAACAGGACGUGAUCUCGACGUGCUUAAACUUGUUUUAGAGGGGGCGUCCAUUCCUCGGUGUCCUAAUGGUACCAACAUCGUGAUACCCAUACCGGGUGCUGUUAGUAAUGACGACAUGGGUUUAAAAAGUAGGGAAACCGUACAUACCCCUCAAACCAACCCUUCGUUUCUAUAUAAUUUUGAAGGACGAGAGGGCGAAUUGGACUUUCUUACUCGUGUUGUCGUACUCACAUUCUAUCCAGCUGAGUCAACCAGUUCCCCCGUCACUCUGGGUGAGGUAGAGGUACUUGGAAUAUCUCUUCCAUGGAGAGACAUCUUUGCUUCCGAAGGUCCCGGCCUAAAGUUACGCGAACGCGUUGCUAAUAUCAAAGAUAACGCCAACUCUUUACCAUCUAAAUCCGGCAGCAAUCCAGAUAUUUUCAGUUUAACAAGUGAUGCGUUGCCACCUGUAAAAUGUGAUACAUCCAGAAACAACACUCAGGUAGACCUUUUGUCGGGUGAAGACGUUAUUUCAAGACCCGAUUCACAACCGAUGACGGAAAUUAGUUUGCAUGAUGCAUCUCUCGACAUGUGUAGUGAUCACAAGGAAGAGAAUGAGUCUCAAAGAGUUUCAGUGCAAGAUAAAACGCCAACCAAAACGGGUGCACAACACUAUAUAAGUUGCUUUGAAACUUUGACCGCCUUGGAUAAAAAAUUAGGGUUCGCAGAAGCAAUGAAACUCGAAAUCGAACGUCUUCGCCUCAAACUAUCAACUGCAGAACGGGAUAAAGCGUUAUCAUCCAUUGGCAUUGAUCCAGCUACAAUAAAUCCCAAUACAAUAAUAGAAGAAUCUUAUAUAAAUUCAUUAUGCAAAGCGGCAAACACCCUUGCAAUUCUUGGUCAAACUUUACUGGAAGACAAAACUGCCAGUUGUAUCGGUCUCAAUCCUCUUGACGACAACGAUGAUAUAGAUUUCUGGAAUAUUAACAGAAUCGGCGAGGGUUGUUGCGGUGAAUCAUGUCAAGUUCAUGCAGAACCUUUGACUAUGACUUUGAAUUCAACUUGUUCGUCAGAGUCAACGUUUAUAUGCUCUGCGUGUAAACGCAGGGUUUGCAGGGUUUGUUGUGCGGGUAAAGGCGCUAUCGUUCUCCGAAACAACGCCAGUGGAUCGAGUCAUAAUGACGUGGAUGGGGUUAUUUGUAAAUUAUGUUGCCAAGAUAGUGUUCUUGAUGCGUUGACUUUGGAUUAUACUAGAGUUUUAAUUAGUCAACUGAGAAAUAGUCAAGCGGAAACCGCUACUUUUAAAGCUUUUGCUCGAGUGGUCGGGGAGAGUUAUAUAUUUGGUAAAAAGGAGUCAUUUAAUAAGUUCGAAACCGGCAACACCCUUCGACUGUUUCAUAAUGAAGAGGAAUCGUUAGCUGGAUUCCCGUUUGGAAGCUAUUUGCACGCGAUUGAAUCCGCUUCGGGUUCAGCGCCACCUUUGUCGUUGCUUGCACCAUUGAAUAGUGGAUUACAACAGUCGUACUGGAGAGCUCCUGCUAGUACCUCUAGUGUUGAGCUUGUUAUUGUUCUUGGCAAUCUUUCCGAUGUCUCCGGAGUUGUUCUUCUUGUUAGUCCAUGUGGCUAUUCUAUGUCUGAUGCUCCUACCGUGCAAAUAUGGACAAGCAAUAACAUACACAAGGAAGAAAGAUCAUGCGUUGGAAAAUGGGACGUUAGAUCGCUUAUCACCUCUUCUCCGCAGCUUUGUGGGCCAGAACAAUCCGGUAACGAGGAUCAAACUCCUCGCCACGUCAGAUUUGACUUUCGAAACACUGUUCGUUGUCGCUUGAUAUGGGUAAAACUAAGUAUUCAGAAAGUUGUUUCAAGUUCCGUUAGUUUCGGGAAAGAUUUCAAUCUCUUAUCCUUCAAUGAAGACCCGCCUUUUGGGCCCGGUAGGCGGGCCUCUAUAGGAGGGACAUCUGAAAGCGAUCCGUGUAUUCAUGCAAAACGAAUUCUUGUUGUUGGAUGCCCUGUGAAAUUAGAUAUUGGGCGAAGUUUUGAGCAUGCUAGUAGCAUAAAAAAUUGGUUGGAGAAAGCUCCGUUAUUGAACAGAUACAAGGUUCCGGUUGACUCAGAGAAAUUAAUUGACAAUGAUCUCGUGUUGGAACAAAACAUUUCCCCAUCUUCACCUCUUUCAGCAGGGUUUCGGCUUGAUGGUUUUAGUGCCAUAAAACCUCAACUAACACAUUCACCUUAUUCUGAUGUAAAUCCGUUGGACACGUCAUCUAUCGUUUUUGAGCAUAGAUUCAUAUCUCCAGCGGUACUUCAUAUUCAAGUAUCUGAAUUACAGGGAUCACCCGAGGAGAUGGUGCUGGUUGCAGAAUACCGGAUUCCAGAGGUGAAGGGCGGCACUGCCAUGUACUUUGAUUUCCCUAAAGUAAUGAGCAGCAAGAAAAUGUUUUUUAGGCUGGUCGGAGAUGUUACCGGGUUUGCAGAUGACCCAGAAGAUGGCGGCGAUACAGGGCGGCCGGUGGCUGCAGGACUGUGUUUGUUAAAUCGGAUCAAGUUAUAUUAUUAUGCCCACCCCGCUGACCUUGGGAGAUGGGCUAGCCUUUCUGGUAUAUGAUCUUAAUUUGUUUAUAGUGAUUUUUUAAUUUAAUUAUUGUAUUCUUUUGGUUCAAAAUAAUCAAUUUCAUUUUAUUUCAGGGUUGUUUGCAGA
Helianthus annuus (common sunflower) is the source of this 5044-nucleotide messenger RNA. Its product is annotated as probable phosphoinositide phosphatase SAC9. The record is from RefSeq and is a predicted model, not a curated record. Gene Ontology annotation, molecular function: phosphatase activity. The transcript has 14 exons. The coding region runs from base 281 to 4951 and encodes 1556 amino acids. NCBI's taxonomy places the organism in Eukaryota, Viridiplantae, Streptophyta, Magnoliopsida, Asterales, Asteraceae.